GUCGAUAGAACUGAUUUUCGUCGUCUCCCUCGUUCUCCGUGUUGUUGUUCAUCUCGGUGACGCGACAGAGGUGUAGCCUGACGCGGUCUCUUACGUGUCGGUCUGAAUAAAAGUGGAGCUCGGAGGACCCGGGAGUGACGAAGCGAGUCUGUGUCGGGCUCUCCAGAGUUCUCCACCCGCCAUUCCAGCCAACUAAAUGACCAUGGAAGCGGGAGCCGAUACACAGCAGGGUGGUGACACAGCUGUUUCUGAGUCUGAGGCCCAGCAGAUCACACUGGCCCAGGUGUCUAUGGCAGCAGGGCAGGUCUCCUCCAGCGGCCCCACAGUCACCCUGGUGCAGCUACCCAACGGUCAGACGGUUCAGGUCCACGGGGUCAUCCAGGCCGCCCAGCCCUCGGUCAUCCAGUCGCCUCAAGUACAGACUGUUCAGAUUUCAACAGUUGCAGAGGAUUCCCAGGACUCCCAGGAGUCGGUGGACAGUGUGACAGACUCUCAGAAGAGGAGGGAGAUUCUGUCCAGACGUCCUUCCUACAGGAAGAUCCUGAACGACCUGUCGUCUGACGUGUCUGCGGUCCCGCCGAUCGAGGAGGAGAAAUCGGAGGACGACUCGACCCCCGCCAUCACCACCGUUGCCAUGCCCACAUCAUGCCCCAUCUAUCAGACGGCCAGUGGCCAGUACAUUGCCAUCACCCAGGGCGGCGCCAUCCAACUGGCCAAUAACGGUACAGAUGGCAUGCAGGGGAUGCAGACCCUCACCAUGACCAACGCGGCGGGCGCCCAGCAGGGCACCACCAUCCUGCAAUAUGCCCAGACCUCCGAUGGACAGCAAAUCCUGGUGCCCAGCAACCAGGUGGUAAUGCAAGCUGCCUCUGGAGAAGUGCAGACCUACCAGAUCCGUACGGCCAACACCAGCAGCAUGACUUCUGGGAUGGUGAUGGCCUCCUCUCCCGCCUUGUCUGGCCAGGAAGGCCCAGAGGUUGUCGUCACCCGUAAGAGGGAGGUCAGACUGAUGAAGAACAGGGAGGCGGCCCGGGAGUGUCGCCGGAAGAAGAAGGAGUACGUCAAGUGUCUGGAGAACCGUGUGGCCGUUCUGGAGAACCAAAACAAAACCCUCAUCGAGGAACUGAAGUCACUUAAAGACUUGUACUGCCACAAAUCAGAGUAGUGUCCCCCCUCCCCCAUGUAAAGAGACUCACCACAGAGCCAUGCAUCUGGCACCACCCUCCCCCAUGUACAGAGACUCACCACAGAGCCAUGCAUCUGGCACCACCCUCCCCCAUUUAUCAUUUUCUUUUUAAAAAGCUCUACCAGUCUAGAAGACCUACAGAAAGAGGAAAAAUAACAAGAACACAAUUUCUCCACUUUUCCACAAGUAUCCCUUUAAAAGGAUGACAUGAGUACACCUAAAAAGGAUGACCUCAUGAGUACCCCUAAAAAGGAUGACAUGAGUACCCCUAAAAAGGAUGGCCUCAUGAGUACCCCUAAAAAGGAUGAUGAGUACUUUCCAUCAUGAGUACCCCUAAAAGGAUGAGGUGGAGCACACUGUUUCUCCACCAAUAGAAUGGAGCCCCUAGUGGAAUCUUACAGUGGUAGGUAUUGUGUCUAUCCACGACACCACUGCUGCUAACUAACCAGUAGUCCCCAGUCUCAAGAUGUCAGAUGGCAGGAAAACACCAGCCGUGGAGGACUAGGACCCCUCUGCCCACCAUGAACUACCCUAUACAACUUGAGUUGGGGCCGUCACCUAGCAACACACGUUGAAAAUGAUUUUGGAAAAAUGGUCAUCUUUUUGAGUGCUACACUAUUCAGUUUUUAGGCUGAUGAUUGCUUUAACUCUUCUGUUACUUACUAACACUUUAUGUGGACUGUAGAUCCCAACCACUGUCAGAUGAAAUGUAUUAUCUUUGAGCUUGAGUUGGGUUAUCAUGUAUUGAAUUUUUCUGCUUGCCAACUUUUGUUAUUCAGCAUUGCUAAGUCGGGUGUUUUGGGGUAGGAGAUGGAUUGUGGGUGGAUUGUCUGCAACAACUAACAGGCAUUAAAAGGUAAUCUCAGCGAUAUGACGUAGAUGCAGAAUGUAAACAGCAUAGUGGGUCAGUUACCACAACUAAGAGUGUUGAAGCGAGAGGCUCAACUUCUCCGCUGUUUUGGUGCCGUGGCUACCACUACAACGUUAAGUGAUACUGGGUGAUGGCAACGUGUUGCAUCUCGCUCAUCUCAAUAUCUCCGGUGCUGCUCGGGGGGAAAGUCAUUUCGCCGAGUACCUUUUUAAAGAGUUGUGCUAGUGUAAACUGAGCUACCACACAGCUGACAGGAGGAGUUGUGAAAUAUGACUGAAGGGUAGACUAUGGGUGUUGUAUAGUGUGCUUUUAGGCAUUCAUGUAAUGUAUACGAUGUCUGAGGCAGUGUGUGUGUUUGAGUCUCCUUGUUUGUUUCUCCAUGGCCUGAACAGGCAUAAUCAUAUUGGAGGAUAUCCUAACUUCCACUUAACUUAAUCAUGCAUUGACAUCAAUGGGAUUGUAGAGUGAAAGUUAGGAUUAGCCCCACAAUCUCACUUUUUCAUCUGUUGUGCCUCAAACACUUCUGAUAGAACAAGGGAAGAAGCAUUUUCUAUCAUGUAGUUAGUUAAAAGGGAUAGUUUGCUUGGAUCUGCAGUGAUGACGUAGACCUCGAUUUUGGGAUCCAUCGCUGACAUUUAGACUGACAACUCAUCAACAAACGUGGGAUUACACCAGGGGUGCGUUCAGCAGCUCACAACAAUGUGGAACAGAUCAAAAUGUUCAGCUAGAACAGACAUGCCUUUCUGACAUGUAAAAUAAGGAUUCAUGUCAACUAUAUUUCUAUCGGCAAUGUUCCAUAACGUUUGCUUACUGAACCCGGUCUUCUGUUUGAUUGGAUAACGGAAUGCCAUAUUGUAUUAUUUUGUUUUUACGUAGCCAUCUGUCAUAAAUAACAUAUGCAUCUUAUUUUUAAAACACUUGCCAUUUCUGUUCAUAUUUUGUAAACGUUGUAUUUCUUAAUGUCAGCAUUCACUUGUAUGAAAAAAGCAAAACAAUUAUAUUACAGAUUCUACUAUUUGUUUUUGGCAGCUGUUAAUAAAUGUGUUUCUGGUA
Molecule: messenger RNA, 3110 nt
Organism: Oncorhynchus gorbuscha (pink salmon)
Lineage: Eukaryota; Metazoa; Chordata; Actinopteri; Salmoniformes; Salmonidae
Product: cyclic AMP-responsive element-binding protein 1-like
Exons: 8
Coding region: 197-1165 (322 amino acids)
Biological process (GO): regulation of transcription by RNA polymerase II
Cellular component (GO): ATF4-CREB1 transcription factor complex; nucleus
Molecular function (GO): protein binding; DNA-binding transcription factor activity, RNA polymerase II-specific; cAMP response element binding
Source: RefSeq, a predicted model, not a curated record